Messenger RNA from Chenopodium quinoa (quinoa), 920 nucleotides. RefSeq lists its product as uncharacterized. The record is from RefSeq and is a predicted model, not a curated record. NCBI's taxonomy places the organism in Eukaryota, Viridiplantae, Streptophyta, Magnoliopsida, Caryophyllales, Amaranthaceae. Bases 267 to 641 code for a protein of 124 amino acids. The transcript is spliced from 5 exons.
ACAUAGCUUAAUUUUUUUCCCUUGUGUUUUUUGUUUUUCUUCUUUCUUUUUUUUUGGAUAAAAAAAAGGGAAAAAAUAAUAAUUGUAGGUGUAUGCACUUGGAGCUGGCUGUGCUGGUAAAAUUAAUUGCAGCUACUGGUGUCAAGCAGAACAACCAAGAUCGAAAAAGCCUAAAUCAAGACCUUCGAAAUAUAUUGUACUUGAAAAGAGGCCUUCGACUCACAGAUCUACACCAACAAAUGGCCAAAGUUCAAAACAGCUAAGGGAUGCAGCUAAAAUAUCUCUUGCUAUUCCCAAGAGGUGAAUGUGGUUGGCAUCAGGGUUUAAAGAAAACUUCUUAUGGUGGAGGCAGACAAGUGGCAACUGAACCUGAUCCGAUACAGUCCUGCGCAGUGCACACUCCGGCAAAUUUUCUAGAUGCAGAAGCUGCUCAAGCUUCUGGAAAACAUACCAAAGCUGAUAAGAAUAUCUCUGCAAGGGAGUACUAUUGUUAUAAGCUUCAAAUUAGACCAGUAAACAUGUUGUUAAGAGCAGGCCGUGCAUUUUUGCAGUAUAUCACAGACAUGUAUAUCAAAGUUGAAAACACAAGGUUAGAUUUUUUUUCGGCAAAAUCAGGAUACAAUAAGAGCGGAUCUUUAUAAAUGGAUUCUAGACACUGUAGAGAGUGGCCAGACAAGUGCAGCUAAUGUUGGUCAUAAGUUCAUUUUGCCACCAUCAUUUAUAGGAGGCCCUCGUGAUAUGAAAAGGAGAUAUCUGAAUGCAAUGGCUCUUAUGCAGAAAUACGGGAAACCUGAUCUCUUUGUCACUAUGACCUGCAAUGAAAAUUGGCCAGAGAUAAAAGAUGAGCUAGAGCCUGGUGAGACCGCACAAGACCGGCCAGACUUAGUUGCUCGUAUAUUUCGAGCAAAGUUGAUUGCUCU